This is a messenger RNA of Dicrocoelium dendriticum, 3486 nucleotides long. The record is from the annotation of a GenBank genome assembly. NCBI's taxonomy places the organism in Eukaryota, Metazoa, Platyhelminthes, Trematoda, Plagiorchiida, Dicrocoeliidae.
GCAUAUGUUAUCGUCUGGGCGCAUACACUGACGUGCAUGUCAUCCUGAGACAGCUGUGGUAGCCACCCCCGCACUACCACAACCCCCUUCCGUGACAAGAGUACAGAAUAACUUGGUGUCCAUCUACUGUGUUCAUACUUGGCAACUGGUUGACGACCCCUGGCAAAAGUUACUUUGAUGGACCCAUUCAACUAUUGCAAAGCAGUAUUCUAAAUGGCAGUUGUGCCGGAAUCAUCUGGCGUAAUCACUUCGAAGCAGUUGAUAAACGAUAGCAGGCCGGAUCAGAUGAAAACUAGUGCUUUUGAUCUUCGGUAUCUUUUACCCUCUGGAUCGAAUUGCUCCGAAUUCCAGAACUUCAGGACUUUCAUCAAAUCCAACGUAACUAGUAGGGUUACGAAACCAUCCUCCUCUCAUGUGAUGCAGAGUUUCCCACUUCCAUUCACCAUGGAGAACACGGAGGACUCAGUGACGUCUGCCAAUGGGAUCACCUAUACAACACAUUCUGUCAGAGUAACAGAUUCAGCAAACACUCUACCUACUUCCAACCAUUCCCACUGUCUUUCAGACCCUUCUGCACAUUACUCUAUGAGGGAUGCAAGCCUGAGCCAGAUACCCUCGGUAAUAUCCAAACAGAUCUUGCAGUAUCCUACGAACACAAACGCAGUAGAGUGGAUUUUAAACCCUCAACGUCUGUUGACAGCAUUGUUUGAGACAAGGAAGGGACUGGAUCUUCGUGAAGAUGUGCCCCACGUGGGAAUACCCCAAACAAUGUUCGAUCAUUCAGAGUGGAUGAAAAGGCAAACAGCAUUUGGGGGGAUUCAUGUUCCAACUUCUCCGACUCUCCCAGUGAACUACACCAAUCCGGACGAAUUUCGCUCUCACGUGCCUGCAGAAACGUUCGGGCUCACCCCACCGCGAGCACAGCAGCCGAGUCAUAAGGCCACAGUGCGACAUGGUGGUGUAUCAUGUUUGACAUCUAAAUCACCGAUAUCACGGUGCAACAGGGUGCGAACUCGAUACACAGGUCAUCCGCUGUAUAAGGUUGGGAAAUUCGGAGCACCCAAUAAGCCAGAUACGACGGCACAUGCUUCAGAUGUGUCGAAGAUUAACAAUGAUUCAAACGGUUCCACAGGAUUUAACUUUGCCCCGCAGGAAAUCAUUCGCUUAUGUCAAACCCUUGAGGAUUCAGGUGACCUUGAAAAUUUGAGUCGGUUUGUCUGGUCACUCCCAUUACACACCAGCCUUUGGGAAGUACUUAAUCGUAGCGAAACGAUGUUAAGAGCCAGAGCCAUGGUGGCCUUUCACACGGGCAAUUUUAGAGAACUUUACGCAAUUUUGGAGCGCCAUACAUUUUCCAAAUCUUCGCAUGUGAAGCUGCAAGCAUUAUGGCUCGAAGCCCACUAUCAAGAGGCGGAGAAACUGCGGGGACGUCCACUUGGACCUGUUGACAAGUACCGGGUUAGGAAGAAAUUUCCGAUGCCGAGGACAAUUUGGGAUGGUGAGCAGAAAACUCAUUGCUUUAAAGAACGUACUCGAAGUCUACUCAGAGAGUGGUACUUACAAGACCCGUAUCCGAGCCCGGCGAAGAAGCGGGAGCUUGCCAAUGCUACCGGGCUGACGCCAACUCAAGUAGGUAACUGGUUUAAGAACCGGCGUCAACGAGACAGAGCGGCCGCUGCCAAGAACCAGACAUUGCCAAAUUCAGAAAGUGAUGGAGAUCCUGACACCCAUUUUCACUCUGAAGAAGAUUCGGUAGAACAUAAUGAUAGAAGUCCAGGAUUACCAAAUGCUGAAAACCGAAGCUCAGUGGACGGAGGUGCCUUGGUGUGCGUUGACGCCGGGCAACUCGAGCUGUUGGACAGAUCCGCCUACUCCGGCAGGCAAACUCUUCUAGACGAUGAUUGGCUGAAGUCAGAUUCCUUGAAUUUGUCAGUUCCGAAAGACCAAGAUAAUUGCGGAGAAAACACUACAGAUCAAAAUAAACCGUGCGCGAAGCGCUUCCGGCAAAGCCCCCAGGUCGUACCUAGCAAUGAAGCACACCUUAGAGACCAGAUGCGCAGGGGUCAAGGAACAGCAGAGGUGUGGGGUGAAAUGGGUGCGUUUGGCCAACCACUACUUCAUCAACAAACUUUUAGAAAAAGCAGUAAUGUGCCAGGAAGCGGGCUCUAUGAAUCAGGUAAUAAACUCCGUUCAGGUAAAAUAAGUGGCGACAACGAAGAAGCAAACAUACGGAGAAAUACUCGCAGUGUUGACGAAACGCACUCCAGGUUAUUUGGUGUAUUUGAGCAAGCCAUGCACAACGAUUUGUGCAAUCGGUCUUCCAUGAACUGGAUACUGUCAAUGGCAUCUAGCGCCUCACGUAACACGAAUCAAGAAAGCGGCAUUGACUAUUCAGCUAUCAAGAAUGCUACGCCUUAUUCACCUGAGUGUAACAAAAAGACUGCAAUUUCACCAUCAGCAAAAGCCUCUCCGUUCAGUAUACGUGGUUUGGGUCUAACCAAUACAUCACCUGACGAGAGAAGCGCAUCAGGCAAGUACGAGGAAGUAUCCUCCCCAGGUAAUUUCCCCCUCAAGAAAUCCAACGAUUCAUUGGAUACGAUGAACCUAGACAAGAGUACUGACAGUGAAAUUUCAUCACCCAGUAGUGUGGAGGCUUGGAGAAGGGUCAUGGAAUGGUACACAUACGCCGUCCAGUCUGGUUCUCCGAGUAUUUUGUCAAAAUUGCCUUAUCCUUGGUUGGAACAAUACAAUUGGGCAACUCGUCAUGGAACGAAAGUAUCUGCUGCUGCGGACACUCGGGCGAUAAAGGAGAGCAGCUUUGUCGAAACUCCCCUCAACUUAUGGAUUACUAACAUUGCCGCAGCCAGCAGCCUCAACUCUGCACUUGCCACUGAGGCGGGUCGUAAUCUCGACAGGAAUGAUGGAGCAAAUUCAGCCCAGCAGCAUCAAGCAACAGCCAAAAGCCAACGUUUACUCACAGUCAAUAAAUUCCUCAGUAGCCCGAGUUCCUCACCAGAGGGCAGAGAACUGACUGAUACAGUUCCACAAUGUGGCCUUUUGGCACACUCUACCAGCUCCACAGGCUCCCCGUUUGAGAGAAGCUCUUUCGAAUGACGGCAGCAAAUGUGAAGGCAUUUAUCAUAUGCAACAAAAACUCUGUUGUAGGUUGUUUCAUUGUAUUGAAGGUUUCCUGAACCUUCGGUUGUACAUAGUUCGGUUAGACAAUCGUCAUCGGUUAAAACCCGCUCUUCUAGUGAUAUUAUUAUGCGACAUUACUGCUACCGCCCAACCAAAGCCUAAACAAAUUCCCCAGAGUUGUAUUAUUCAGUUUGAAGAACCUUACCAAAUGUUCAUUGUUUCUGUCGCAUGGGGACUUCAAUAUUGAACAUACUUCGUGGCGCUGAUAGAAUUGUGCCCCUGCUGGCAAGAUAAUAUGAAAAAGAAAUAUGUAGAAUAUGAGCUCUUCAAAUACGUUUUUCCGUUUUU